CUGGCGACGGCCUCCGAAAGCUAUUGGAACUCAGCGUUACAAGGGCACUCCUCAAACCGACGCGCAGCCGUCUCUUAACCAUUCGGCACCAUGGGCAGGGACCGUCGCACUCCCCACCACAGCUCAAGAUGCUGGGAUGCGUCCAGACUGCCCCCCCGUGCAAAUCGCUCGAAGCAAACCACUUCUCUUCCGGGGCCCCGUUUCCCAGCGAAGAGGAGGUGGGCUCUAGACGCCGUGCAGUCCAUCGCCUGCUCCGAACCCUGGGCGCCACGGCACUGCGAGGCCCCAUUGCCACAUCUUCGCAGGGACAGAGCUGGCGACCUCCGGUUCGAGUCAGGUGUCGUGUAGGCUGGAGGAGGAGGGAGGAGGAGGAGGAGGACGAGCAGGAGGAGGAGGAGGAGAAGUUGGCCGCACGAGACCCAGGCACCUACGCGGUUUGCGGGGCGUGCGCUGUGGCACGGACCCGGCGAGCCUGCGGGCUGUGCGCACGCUGGCGGGCACGCGGCUCUCGCCGUCGGCACCUUGCUCCUCCUAAUCGCUCCUCCUCGCUCCUCCUCCUCGCUCCCAGGGCACGAGGCUGGGGCGAGGAAGCGCCGGCUGAAAACUGCGCCACCUAUGGGGCGGCGGGUGAAAGAGACCUCACGCCCAGCCCACUCGCUCCACAUGCGACCGAAGCUGGAGAGAGUGGGAAGCUACAAACCUGCAGGACCCGUGGGCCCGUCGCUCAGCACAGGCCCCUGCGAUCACCUCGCGGGCAUCGCCCGCGGAGCCGAGCGGAGCCUAGUCCCGAGCGGCAGCAGCGACGACUCACGACACGUCGUCCAACGCCUUCUGGAGCAUCUCCAGCAUCUCCUCGUCCGCCCCGACCUCCGUGGCGAUGUCCAGAGGGGUCUUGCCCUCGUUGUUCUGAACCUUCAUGCACUGGUCCCCGCCGUUCUCGACGAUGAGCCAGGCCACGUCCCGCGCCCUGCUCGCCGCUGCCUCGUGCAGCGCGGUGUUCCCCCUCUCGUUGACCGGGUCGCGGUCCGCGCCGCCCCAAAGAAGCAUGGAAGCGACCAGGCGCUUGUUGUGUCUGCCGGCCAGCAUCAGUGGGGUGUUGCCCUGGUCGUCCAAGACGUUGACGUCGGCGCUGCACUCCACGAGCAGGCUGCCCGCGGCCGCCUCUCCGGCCACGGCGGCGUGGUGCAGCGCCGCGAAGCCGCCUGCGUCCUUCGCAUCUAUGUCGAAGUCAUCAGCGUCCAUGAACUCGUUCAUGGCACCGAUGUCGCCAUCCGCGACGGCCUGAAAAAAUGUGGCCAUCCCUGGCCUUGGGCGAUGGGAGAGGUCAACGAAAACGGCCCGGCGCAAGCAGCCCUGGAACCCAGGGGAUGGGCGCGAGAAUGGCAGUGAUGACGGUUUUUCCUGAGGACGGGAUACACGGGCCUCGAGUGAGUCGCGUGAGAAAGGUGGUACCCCUGAGCCAGAAGUUCCUCUAUUAGAAACCCGACCAGGAGGAACACAGUUAAGUUGUAACAAGAAGGAGCGCAACAGUUCAAG
Prorocentrum cordatum is the source of this 1536-nucleotide messenger RNA. The record is from the annotation of a GenBank genome assembly. NCBI's taxonomy places the organism in Eukaryota, Dinophyceae, Prorocentrales, Prorocentraceae.